GUUAAAAAAAGAAUGACGGGUUUAGCACUUGGUCAAUUAUUAUCAGUAAUGAUUGCAGGUACAGCUAUUUUCAGUCAAUUGUUGGUUGUGCAUUAUGGUGUUAACAUUCCAACAUCUCAAAGUCUUUUAAACUAUCUUUUACUUUGUGUCUAUUUAAUUGUUUUAGCAAAAAGAGGCGUACUUUGGGAAACUAUCAAAACAAAGAGUAUAUACUUUGCUCCGUUAGCUUUAGUCGAUAUGGAAGCAAACUAUAUCGUUGUUAAAGCCUACCAAUAUACAACUAUAACAAGUGUUAUGCUUUUAGAUUGCUUCACCAUUCCAUGUGUAGUGGUAUUAUCAAGAAUUUUCUUAAAGACUAGAUUUACUUUUGUUCAUAUAUCCGCUGUCGUUUUAGCUAUUGCUGGUAUGGUCAUACUUGUAGUCUCUGAUCUUCUUCAAGGUGAAUCUGCUAAUGGUGGUAGCAAUCCUUUAUUGGGCGACUUUUUAAGUUUAGCUUCCUCAGUCUGUUAUGCCAUAUCUAAUGUAGGUCAAGAAGCUACUGUAAAAAAGUUUGACCGUAUUUCUUAUCUCGCUAUGAUUGGGUUAUAUGGCUCCAUUUUCUGUGGUAUUCAAAUGGCAAUUUUAGAAAGAAAUGAAUUGGCAACCAUGCAUUGGAAUGGUGAAAUCGUUGGCUAUAUUGUUGGUUUUGCAGUUUGUCUUUUCAUUAUGUAUUCGUUUGCACCAAUGAUGAUGGAAAUUGCCGGUGCCACCGUUAUGAACCUUUCAUUAUUAACAUCAGAUAUCUUUGGUAUUAUUGCUGCCAUCUUUUUAUUUGACAGAAGUUUAUCUUGGUUAUAUUUCUUAUCAUUCUUUGUAAUUUGCUCAGCUCUGGUAAUAUACAAUCUUGCAUCUCCUCAUGCCAAAGAUUCCGAA
Molecule: messenger RNA, 912 nt
Organism: Dictyostelium purpureum
Lineage: Eukaryota; Evosea; Eumycetozoa; Dictyosteliales; Dictyosteliaceae
Exons: 1
Biological process (GO): transmembrane transport
Cellular component (GO): membrane
Molecular function (GO): transmembrane transporter activity
Source: RefSeq, a predicted model, not a curated record